This is a messenger RNA of Phlebotomus argentipes, 984 nucleotides long. RefSeq lists its product as uncharacterized. Lineage: Eukaryota; Metazoa; Arthropoda; Insecta; Diptera; Psychodidae. The transcript has 2 exons. Bases 14 to 979 code for a protein of 321 amino acids. The record is from RefSeq and is a predicted model, not a curated record.
AGCCCAGAAAAGAAUGUCGUCCACAAGUAUUCACGAUCUUCCACUGCAAGAUUUGGCGCCGUGCCUCGCGAAGCACCUGAACAUUAGAGACAUUCUGGCCAUCCGGCAGUGCUCGAGGGAUUGGAAAGAAGUCGGCGAUCUCAUGCUGAAGAACCUCCAGACAUUUGUGUACUUCAUGGACAAACAUCGCGACUGUCCUGAUGGCAUUUUCCGUAUUAUCGCAAAAUAUUGUCAUCGCCUGAAGAAGAUCAAAGUUGUGUUCGACGAAGAUGAUUUGUACUCCUUCUUCGUCCCGCUCGAGAUUGAUAAUCUUCUCGCGGAGAUUUUCACGAAGAAUCCUCUACUGGAGAUCGUGGAUGUCAAUUUCCUGGGAAGGGCCGUGGAUCUCUUCGAGGAAACCCCGAAUUGGCUGUUCGCUCUGGCAAAGAGCUGCAAAAAGCUCGUCGGCCUGGCUUUAAAAUUCGAGGAACACACGAAUGAUUUUCUGCAAUUUCUGGGCGAACACAACAAUCAGCUUCGGUGGCUGGAUCUGAGUGACAUUCAACCCGCUCAGCACUACUUUUGCUUCUACAAUCCGCAUGUUCUUAUAGAGUUUCUAGGAAAGCAACCUCGCCUGGAAUACAUCGGAUUGCCGAAGCUCAGUCCCACGGACUUUGAUGAGACAAUGUCGGCGAUCGCGAAGAAUUGCAAGGAUUUGCGCUUCAUCCACUUGAACAUCUGUGAAGACUUCUUCAUUCAAGCAGAAAAGCUCGUGGAAAUCAAUAAGAAAUACAAAGUUACGGCAACUUGGAGAAGCUCAAAAUGGGGAUUGCCGGAGGAAUUCAAGGCUUUGCUGGACCAAAACAACAUCGAGUGCAUUCCCGAUUCACUAUGGAAAGAAACUUUCAGGAUGAGCUUAAGGAAAAAGUCUCUGCCCGACUAUGAAGAGAUCGAUUCGAGUGAACGAAAUCCAUUUUAUGAAAAGUUCUUCUAUUUCUAAGUCCA